UCCUAUUUACAGGCUAUUGAGAGGAACCAUCUUCCCCCGCAAACACACAUACACGUCUGCUUUAUUCUGGUACAUUCUCCUUAGUUUCCAGUUGAGGACACUGGGGUUCAUGGGCCCAGCCGUGUCUCCAGUCACUCAGCCAGGGUAGGCCUGGGCUCUUGCUUGCCAUCUGGAGGAGCCUGGCUCUUUGGGGUCCCACAUGUAGUCUGGGAUCUGGGGGGUCAGCACCUCGGACAGCGCAGGCCGCAGACAGGGCGGGGCGUCCACCGAGACGUCACGACGCGCGGAAUCCCGGGGGUGCGCGCUCACAGCGGCCGUGUCACGUGACUUAGGUAAUUGGUACAGCUCGCUGCUCGCCCCACUCGGCGCAGUCCUCGGACCUUCAGCCCCCCACCCCCGGACCGCGUGGCCCGGAAUCUCGGCCAGCCGACUUGGUGCAGGUCACCUCAGGAGACCACCCUUCCUUCACUGAGGAACUCACCUGUUGCUCCGGCUCAAAAUGAGUCAGCUGAGGCUGCUGCCAUUCAGGUUGGGGCCACAGGCCACGAAGCUCCUAGGCACACAGGAUAUCCCAGCGUUCAGUGGGCGCAGCAGGUCCUCUGGGCCACCGACUACCAUCCCAAGGAGUAGAAGCACAGUCAGCUCCAGUUACGUGGAGGAGAUGUACUUUGCCUGGUUGGAAAACCCACAGAGUGUUCACAAGUCCUGGGACAGCUUCUUCCAGAGAGCAAGGAAGGAGGCCUCUCUGGGUCCCGCUCAGCUACAGCCCCCAGCUGUCAUUCAAGACAGCAGACCGUCCGUCUCAAGUUGUACCAAGACCAGCAAGCUGGUAGAGGACCACCUGGCAGUGCAGUCCCUGAUCCGUGCCUACCAGAUCCGAGGCCACCACGUGGCCCAGUUGGACCCCUUGGGCAUCCUGGAUGCAGACCUGGACUCCUUUGUGCCCUCAGACUUGAUCACAACCAUUGAUAAAUUGGCCUUCUAUGACCUGCAGGAGGCUGACCUGGACAAGGAGUUCCAGCUGCCCACCACUACUUUCAUCGGGGGCUCGGAGAGCACACUCUCCCUGCGAGAGAUCAUCCGUCGCCUGGAGAGCACCUACUGCCAGCACAUCGGCCUGGAGUUCAUGUUUAUUAACGACGUGGAGCAGUGCCAGUGGAUCCGACAGAAAUUCGAGACUCCUGGCGUGAUGAAGUUUUCCAGUGAGGAGAAGCGGACCCUGCUGGCCAGGCUGGUGCGUUCCAUGAGGUUUGAAGACUUCCUGGCCAGGAAGUGGUCUUCGGAGAAGCGGUUUGGCCUGGAAGGCUGUGAGGUCAUGAUCCCUGCACUCAAGACCAUUAUCGACAAAUCCAGUGAGAUGGGGAUUGAAAAUGUCAUCCUGGGGAUGCCACACAGGGGCAGGCUGAAUGUGCUGGCCAACGUGAUCCGCAAGGACCUGGAGCAGAUCUUCUGUCAGUUUGAUCCCAAGCUGGAAGCAGCAGAUGAGGGCUCUGGUGAUGUCAAAUACCAUCUGGGUAUGUACCACGAGAGGAUCAACCGUGUCACCAACAGGAACAUCACGCUGUCGCUGGUAGCCAACCCUUCCCAUCUGGAAGCUGUGGACCCUGUGGUACAGGGGAAGACAAAGGCAGAGCAGUUCUACCGUGGCGAUGCUCAGGGCAGGAAGGUCAUGUCCAUCCUGGUCCAUGGAGAUGCCGCCUUCGCUGGCCAGGGUGUUGUCUAUGAGACCUUCCAUCUGAGUGACCUGCCUUCCUAUACCACCAACGGCACAGUGCAUGUUGUGGUCAACAACCAGAUUGGCUUUACCACAGACCCCCGAAUGGCCCGCUCCUCACCUUACCCCACUGACGUGGCGCGGGUGGUCAAUGCCCCCAUCUUCCACGUGAACGCAGACGACCCGGAGGCCGUGAUGUAUGUGUGCAGUGUGGCAGCCGAGUGGAGGAACACCUUCAACAAAGACGUUGUUGUAGACCUGGUCUGUUACCGCCGGCGUGGCCACAAUGAGAUGGAUGAGCCCAUGUUCACACAGCCGCUCAUGUACAAGCAGAUCCACAAGCAGGUGCCCGUGCUGAAGAAGUAUGCGGACAAGCUCAUCGCUGAGGGCACGGUCACGCUGCAGGAGUUUGAGGAAGAAAUUGCCAAAUAUGACCGAAUCUGUGAGGAGGCGUAUGGCAGGUCCAAGGAUAAAAAGAUCCUGCACAUAAAACACUGGCUGGAUUCCCCCUGGCCUGGCUUCUUCAACGUGGAUGGCGAGCCCAAGAGCAUGACGUGCCCAACCACGGGCAUCCCCGAGGACAUGCUGACCCACAUUGGCAACGUGGCCAGCUCUGUGCCCCUGGAGGACUUUAAGAUCCACACAGGCCUCUCUCGAAUCCUGCGUGGCCGCGCAGACAUGACCAAGAAGCGCACAGUGGACUGGGCGUUGGCAGAGUACAUGGCUUUUGGUUCCCUGCUGAAGGAGGGCAUCCAUGUGCGGCUCAGCGGCCAAGAUGUGGAGAGGGGUACAUUCAGCCACCGACACCAUGUUCUUCACGACCAGGAAGUUGACCGGAGGACAUGUGUCCCAAUGAAUCACCUGUGGCCUAACCAGGCCCCCUACACCGUGUGUAAUAGCUCCCUCUCGGAGUAUGGGGUUCUAGGCUUUGAGCUGGGCUACGCCAUGGCCAGCCCCAACGCCCUGGUCCUCUGGGAAGCUCAGUUUGGUGACUUCCACAACACAGCCCAGUGCAUCAUUGACCAGUUUAUCAGCACCGGCCAGGCCAAGUGGGUGCGGCACAAUGGCAUCGUUCUCCUGCUGCCCCAUGGCAUGGAGGGCAUGGGUCCGGAGCACUCCUCAGCAAGGCCAGAAAGAUUCCUGCAGAUGAGCAAUGACGACUCAGAUGCGUACCCAGUGUUCACUGAAGACUUCGAGGUGAGCCAGCUCUAUGACUGCAACUGGAUUGUGGUGAACUGCUCCACACCAGCCAGCUACUUCCACGUGCUGCGCCGACAGAUCCUGCUGCCCUUCCGCAAGCCACUCAUUGUCUUCACACCCAAGUCCCUGCUGAGGCACCCGGAUGCCAGGUCCAGCUUUGACCAGAUGGUGUCCGGAACAAGCUUCCAGCGGAUGAUUCCCGAAGCCGGCCCUGCGGCAGGGGCUGCCGAGCAGGUCCAGCGGCUCAUCUUCUGCACAGGAAAGGUGUACUAUGACCUGGUGAAGGAGCGCAGCAGCCAGGGCCUGGAGCAGCAAGUGGCCAUCACACGCCUGGAGCAGAUCUCUCCAUUCCCUUUUGACCUAAUCAUGCGGGAGGCAGAAAAAUACUCCGGUGCUGAGCUGGUGUGGUGUCAGGAAGAGCAUAAGAACAUGGGCUACUACGACUACAUCAGUCCGCGCUUCAUGACUCUCCUUGGCCGCUCCCGGCCCAUAUGGUAUGUUGGCCGGGAACCGGCAGCCGCACCAGCCACCGGAAACAAGAAUGCUCACUUGGUGUCACUGAGGAAGUUCCUGGAUACUGCCUUCAAUCUGAAAGCCUUUGAGGGCAAGACAUUUUAGAACAAGGCCAAGGAUGCUAGGUCUUGCUGAGGGAGGUUUUCAGGAAACUCUGGGGCCCCCAGAUGAGCCACACUCGCAUAGCAGUUGGGACCACAGAAUAGCACUGCUGGUUUUGAUCUCUGUUAUUUCAGAAUUUGUCAGGACCAAGACGUAGCACCCCUUAGGGGCAGGGGAUGCAGCUAUGUUCUGUUGCACCAGCUCUGCUGACCUUUCUCAAUUUUGGGGGGUGGGGGUGGUGCUUUUCCUAGCUGCACUGGUCUUGUUCCUGAACAGCCACAGGAGCUGUGUACUAGUGCUCCCAUCCUGGCAGACUCAGUUGCCGUUCACCCCGUUGUCUUCAUGUGCAGAUUCAAAAAGAUGCCCUCCUCCGUGUUCUUGGAAGCAGAGAUUUCAGCUCACUCGCGCUGCGAGAUGCAGUGAGGUGUAGCCCACACGUGGAAACCAAAGUAGGAAACCAAAGAGAAGAGGAAUAAAGAUAUGCUUCA
This is a messenger RNA of Psammomys obesus (fat sand rat), 4017 nucleotides long. RefSeq names its product oxoglutarate dehydrogenase L (gene Ogdhl). Gene Ontology annotation, molecular function: thiamine pyrophosphate binding; oxoglutarate dehydrogenase (succinyl-transferring) activity. Gene Ontology annotation, cellular component: oxoglutarate dehydrogenase complex; mitochondrion. Gene Ontology annotation, biological process: tricarboxylic acid cycle. The record is from RefSeq and is a predicted model, not a curated record. The transcript has 24 exons. The coding region runs from base 500 to 3532 and encodes 1010 amino acids. NCBI's taxonomy places the organism in Eukaryota, Metazoa, Chordata, Mammalia, Rodentia, Muridae.